GACGGAUGAAGACAGUAGAGAGUGGACAUGUCAAUAGACACUGAUGUAAAAGAGACAGCCACGGUCGUGGCGCAGGGAGGUCUGCUAUUAGAGAAUGCCACUGCAGUCAAAUGUCACGCGUGCAUUAGCUCUUAGCAGUAAACACGUUUUUGUUCCGCUUGUUAUGUGUCUAGUUUUUAACCUUGAAUCAUAAUUUUGGGCCUAUAUUCAGGUCCCGCGGUUAAUUAGAAAAUGCCUCUUGUACAGAAUCAACAAGCCGGAAUAAUUUUGACAGAAACUCCUAUAGGAUCAUUCAAACAGAGGAAACGGAAGUCCAUCAUGGUCACUAUGAUGUUGCUCAUUGUGUCUGUACUCAUCCUUAUCUUUGGACUGGCAGCCACCACCAGGACACAGAACAUCACAGUCGGUGGCUACUACCCUGGAGUCAUUCUGGGCUUUGGCUCCUUUCUGGGAAUCAUCGGAGCCCAUCUGAUAGAAAACAAGAGGCAGAUGCUGGUGGCGUCCAUUGUGUUCAUCAGUUUUGGAGUGGUGGCUGCCUUCUGCUGUGCCAUUGUGGAUGGGGUGUUUGCAGCCAGACACAUAGACCUUAGACCUUACUAUGCCGGCCGCUGUGAUUUCUACGCCAAUUCAAAAUCCUCUGUGGAUUAUGAAGACGUUCACUGCCAGACUUCAUCCCGUGCAACCUGUAACCUACGUGUGAAAUCCAAUACCUGCUACUGCUGUGACCUCUACAACUGUGGCAAAGAACAUCCUCUUUUGGGACAUGGGAAUAAAGAUGUUUUGAAAAAGUUUAGGAAAACGUCCAUGAUUUGGAAGCCCAGCCGUGUGGAGCUGAUGGGGGGCUACCACGAGUACACGGAGGUGGGGAGCUGCGAGGAUGUGGUACACCUUUAUCACCUGCUGUGGUCCGUCACCAUCCUCAACAUCAUCGCUCUCUUCCUGGGCAUCAUCACCGCCGCCGUGCUGGGAGGCUUCAAGGACAUGACGCCCAUGCUGACCCCUGACUCGUGUGAGUCAGAGCCCCUCCCAGCAGCCCCUGUCUCCACAGAGCUUCCAGCUCCCAGCACCUCCUCCUUCAACUGCUACUACAGCAAUGCCCCCUACCUGCCACCCUAUACGGCCUACGACCUGCAGGGCUCCAGCAUGAUGUUCCCUGACUCUUCUGGCCUGUCUGAUGAGUCCCAGUCGGGGGCCAGCCACAUGUGGUCCUCCCUGGUCCCCCCAUGCUACUCUCCACCUUACUGCCCACCCGACGAGAAGCCCCCGCCAUACAGCCCCUAGGAGAGAAGCUGGAACUGGGAAAGAACAGGGGAGGACAUCCGGUAUCAUCUCCUCUUUUGCCAGCUACAUUGGCAACAAAGGGCAAUGGGUAUUGAUGGGUGUUAAUGGACCUUGAAUAUGAACCUGUUUGAACGCGAGCUGCUGCUGCUGCAUAUGGUCCAAACUGUUCCUGAGCAGCCAAGCCUGCCUGAGCUGUGUGGAAUAUAAAGAUACAAGGAGUUAGUGGAAGAAAGAAAGAGAUGUGAUGUGACUAGAAGCCAGUGCUGUGAGGUUUAAUUCAUCCCCCAGUAAGUAUAGCCUGUUAGGAUUCAGUCAAAUCUGGAUGGAGCGGGGGGUAUAGCAAGACCCUGCUUGGCCUACACCCCCUUUUCUCAGCAGACUCUCUCAGUUGGUGCCAGUUUGCUCCCUAACUCUUCCCCUUGGCCCUAACUCUUCCAUGUCUGCAUUUCUAAGGGGUCUGGGUAACUAUAAGCAGCGUAGUGGGGGAGCCAACAUCCUAUCGUUUACACCUUACAGGUCUGCAAACAUCAAAGGGUUAUUUGAAUUGAUGUCAUUAGGAUCCCCAUUAGCCGACACCAAUGGUGACAUCUAGUCUACCUGGGGUCCGACACACAACGAAAAAAUACAUUACAGACAAAAAUACUAUAAUUUACAUACAUUUAAAAAUAUUAACAUUAGCUAGGUUUCCAUCCA
Molecule: messenger RNA, 1974 nt
Organism: Salvelinus sp. IW2-2015
Lineage: Eukaryota; Metazoa; Chordata; Actinopteri; Salmoniformes; Salmonidae
Gene: tmem255a
Product: transmembrane protein 255A
Source: RefSeq, a predicted model, not a curated record